Messenger RNA from Phytophthora infestans T30-4, 1231 nucleotides. Its product is annotated as ribose-phosphate pyrophosphokinase, putative. The transcript has 5 exons. The record is from RefSeq and is a predicted model, not a curated record. Lineage: Eukaryota; Oomycota; Peronosporomycetes; Peronosporales; Peronosporaceae. Gene Ontology annotation, biological process: purine nucleotide biosynthetic process; 5-phosphoribose 1-diphosphate biosynthetic process. Gene Ontology annotation, molecular function: magnesium ion binding; ribose phosphate diphosphokinase activity. Gene Ontology annotation, cellular component: cytoplasm; ribose phosphate diphosphokinase complex. Bases 260 to 1231 code for a protein of 323 amino acids.
CCACUGGCGGUAGCUAACCCACGCUGUCUAUCUGAUGCCACAGAAUCGCAUUCGGAUGCUGAUCAGCUUGUCGACCACGCGAAACGCCGUAUCGCUAGCGGCGGCGGGCGUGUUGGGUCUGCUUGGUGGCGGCCUGACUUCGCGGGCGGAGCAGUCAACGGCGCUGGCGGACGCGGGCAAUGAGGCAGUGGUGAAGGGCCAGACGGGCGAGUGGUAUCCUAACACGACGACCAAACACUGGCACUUCUACAAGGGUAAGAUGAACCCCAGCGCCGCCAAGUCUAUGAAGCUGUUCAAGGUGGCUGACACGCCCAUUGCGGAUGAGAUCGCCAACUACUUGGGUGUUGAACUCAACGAUAUGGAAGUCAAAAACUUUAACGACGGAGAAACAAGCGUUAUCGUCAAAGAAAACGUACGCGGCAAGCGCGUCUACAUCGUCAGCUCCACGACUACGGUGGAUCGUCUGAUGGAGCUACUGUUGGCCACCUCGGCUAUGCGUCGCGCCUCGGCCAAGAGUAUCACAGCUGUGAUCCCGUUCUACGGCUACGCGCGCAUGGAUCUUAUGCACAAGGGUCGAGAGCCGAUUGCUGCUGCGGACAUUGCCCGUAUGCUCGAGACCAUGGGCGUGGACCACGUUGUGUCGGUGGAUCUUCACAGUGCGCAGAUCGAGGGCUUCUUCAAGCCGCAAAUUCCGGUCGACAAUCUCCAGGCUUUUCCUGUUGGCGCCGUGUAUUUUUCGGAGCAGAGUGUGGGUGACCCGAUCGUCGUGGCGCCACACUCGGCUGCUGUAAACCGUGCGGUCAUAUUCCGUGACACUCUGUCGCGGACACUUGACGAGUUUGUGCCACUGGCAUUUGUGAUCCGCAAACACCAGCUCAAUGAGGACCAACCUGGCGAGCUUGUUGGUGAUGUAAAGGGAAAAGAUUGCAUCGUGGUGGACAACCUGGUGGACACUGGCUCGACGCUGGUUAAGACUGCCAAGGUACUGAAGGCCAAUGGAGCUAAGACCGUCUCGGCUUUUGCUGUGCAUGCUCGUUAUUCUGCUCAUGCCAUGGAAACGCUGCAGAGCUGCAAGGAGCUGGACAAACUGGUGACCACCAACACGAUCCCCGUCCACCUGAACGAGAUUUCGCAUAAGAUCGUGACGCUGUCGGUAGCUCCCUUCAUUGCUGAGGUAAUUUCGUGCAUCCACACGAAGGGCUCCAUCAUCCAGGUGUCUAAGACCAAGUAG